AGGUCCUUACAGGGGUCUGCGGUGUUUCACAAAAGAGGCUAGCGACGGCUGCGUUUGGUACCACUGUUGUGCUUUUCUGUUACUAUAAAACUGUUAUUAUCCAAUAUCCCUUAAAAACGCACGGAUUGCCACCUGCGUACCUCGUUCGUGGGGCAGAGGAGGGUAAACACAGUCAACUAUGAUUACUUCUGCCGCUGGAAUUAUCUCGCUCCUUGAUGAGGAGGAGCCACAGCUCAAGGAGUUUGCUCUUCACAAGCUAGAUGCCAUUGUGAAUGACUUCUGGGCUGAAAUUUCUGGAUCUGUUGAUAAAUGUAACGAGGUCCUGUAUGAGGAUGAGACCUUUAGGAGCAGCUUUGCUGCCCUGGUGGCCUCAAAGGUUUUCUACCUUGGAGCCUUUGAGGAAUCUCUGAACUAUGCUCGUGCUGGAGAGCUCUUCAAUGUCACGGAUGAAUCAGAAUAUGUGGAAACCAUCAUUGCCAAAUGCAUCGACCACUACACCAAGCUGCGGGUGGAGAAUGCCGAGCUGCCAGAGGAGGAGGAGAAGAAAGCAUCGACCCCCGUCUUAGGCAUUGUCAACAAGAUGUUCCUGCGAUGCCUAGAUGAUCACAAGUACAAGCAAGCGAUUGGCAUCGCCCUGGAGACAAGGAGGCUUGAUAUGUUUGAAAAGACCAUCCUAGAAUCGAAUGACGUGAGUGGCCUCCUUGCCUACAGCCUGAAGGUCUGCAUGUCCCUGAUGCAGAACAAGAAGUUCCGUAAUGAAGUGCUGCGUGUGCUGGUUAAGCUAUACAUGAACUUGGAGAAACCUGAUUUCAUCAACGUGUGUCAGUGCCUGAUAUUCCUGGAUGACCCACAGGCUGUGAGUGACAUUCUGGAGAAGCUAGUAAAAGAGGACAACCUGCUGAUGGCCUAUCAGAUCUGCUUCGACCUGUACGAGAGCGCCAGCCAACAGUUCCUGUCUUCUGUCAUCCAGAACCUAAGGACAGUGGGAACACUCCCUUCAGUCCCAGGCUCUACCAACACAGGCACUGUGCCCACACCAGAAAAGAACAGUGAUGCUAUGGAGACGGAAGAGAAGGCUGGCAGCUCCCCAGCAGGAAAGCCUGCAGAAAUUAAAGAUGAACCCAAAGACCAGAACGCCAAGAUGAUCAAAAUCCUCAGCGGGGAGAUGGCCAUUGAGCUACACUUGCACUUCCUCAUCAGAAAUAACAACACAGAUCUAAUGAUCCUCAAAAACACAAAGGAUGCAGUUCGAAAUUCGGCUGUGCACACAGCAACAGUAAUAGCAAACUCCUUCAUGCAUACAGGAACUACAAGCGACCAGUUCCUCAGAGAAAACUUGGAAUGGCUUGCGAGAGCCACCAACUGGGCAAAGUUCACAGCCACAGCAAGUCUGGGUGUCAUCCACAAGGGUCACGAGAAGGAGGCUCUCCAGUUAAUGGCCACCUAUUUGCCCAAAGACACCUCUCCUGGCUCAGCCUACCAGGAGGGAGGAGGCCUGUAUGCUCUGGGACUCAUUCAUGCCAACCAUGGAGGGGACAUCAUUGACUACCUGCUCAGUCAGCAAAACGCGAGCAAUGAUAUUGUCCGUCAUGGUGGUGCUCUUGGCCUUGGGUUGGCUGCAUUGGGCACAGCUAGACAGGAUGUUUAUGUCCUGAAAUCAAACCUGUACCAGGACGAUGCUGUAACUGGUGAAGCUGUGACUGCCCUGGGUCUGGUCAUGCUGGGCUCCAAGUCAGCCCAGGAUGAGGACAUGGUAGGCUAUGCUCAGGAGACGCCGCACGAGAAAAUCUUGCGGUGGUCUGGAGUGGGAAUUGCUAUGGUCAUGUAUGGACGCAUGGAAGAGGCCGAUGCUCUCAUUGAAAGUCUCUGCAGAGACAAGGAUCCCAUCCUGCGGCGUUCUGGUAUGUACUCAGUGGGCAUGGCCUACUGCGGCUCGGGGAACAACAAAGCAAUCCGACGCCUGCUACAUGUCGCUGUGAGCGAUGUGAAUGACGACGUCAGGAGGGCUGCUGUCGAGUCCAUUGGCUUCAUCUUGUUCAGGACCCCUGAGCAGUGUCCCAGUGUAGUGUCUCUUCUGUCAGAGAGCUACAACCCUCAUGUGCGUUGUGGUGCUGCCAUGGCUCUGGGCAUCUGCUGUGCUGGGACAGGCAACAAGGAGGCCAUCAAUCUCCUGGAGCCCAUGACCAACGACCCAGUGAAUUACGUGAGACAGGGCGCCCUCAUCGCUUCUGCCCUCAUCAUGAUUCAGCAGAGCGAGGUCACCUGUCCCAAGGUUAGUGCAAAAUGAACCAUUUUCAGGCAGCUUUACUCGAAGGUGAUAAACGACAAGCAUGAUGAUGUCAUGGCCAAGUUUGGGGCCAUCCUGGCUCAGGGAAUUCUUGAUGCAGGUGGACGUAAUGUGACCAUCUCUCUACAGUCCAGGACGGGUCACACACACAUGCCAUCUGUGGUCGGCCUGCUGGUCUUCACUCAGUUCUGGUUCUGGUUCCCCCUCUCACACUUCCUGUCUCUGGCCUUCACACCAACUGCCAUAAUUGGACUCAACAAGGACCUGAAGAUGCCUAAGGUUCAGUACCGCUCAAACUGUAAGCCCUCCACAUUCGCCUACCCACCUGCUCUGGAGGUCCCCAAAGAGAAGGAGAAGGAGAAGGUUUCCACCGCUGUUCUCUCCAUCACAGCCAAAGCCAAGAAGAAGGAGAAGGAAAAGAAAGAAAAGGAGGAGGAGAAGAUGGAAGUGGAAGUUCAGGAGGGUGAGAAAGAGAAGAAGGACGAAGAGAAGGAGAAAGAGAAGAAGAAAGAGGCAGAACCUAACUUCCAGCUCCUGGAGAACCCGGCCCGAGUGAUGCCUGCUCAGCUCAAAGUCCUCAACAUGCCCGAGACCUGCCGCUACCAGCCCUUCAAACCGCUUCAUACCGGAGGGAUCAUCAUCAUGAAGGACACCAGUGAGGAGGAGGAGGAGCUGGUAGAGCCCGUCUCAGCUCACGGUCCCAAAAUCGAGGAGGAAGAGCAAGAACCAGAGCCCCCUGAGCCCUUUGAGUACAUCGACGAGUAGGACUGCUUCUCAGAGUGAAGGCAUCAGGAGAAGUGAGAUGUCAGCAUGUCAGUCCAGCAUCUCCCCCCUCUGUUCCUCCAUCUAUCCCUCCACCUCCCCUCUUUACUUCCCCUUUUACACGUUGCUUUCCUGAUCUGGCCCCUCCUUCGUCAGGCGGGGAAUAUUUUACAUUCUCAAACUGUAUCAUUUUCUGUCCGUUCAUUAAAACUGAUAUAUAUAAAAGA
Molecule: messenger RNA, 3276 nt
Organism: Notolabrus celidotus (New Zealand spotty)
Lineage: Eukaryota; Metazoa; Chordata; Actinopteri; Labriformes; Labridae
Gene: psmd1
Product: proteasome 26S subunit, non-ATPase 1
Biological process (GO): proteasome-mediated ubiquitin-dependent protein catabolic process; regulation of protein catabolic process
Cellular component (GO): proteasome regulatory particle, base subcomplex; nucleus; proteasome complex
Molecular function (GO): enzyme regulator activity
Source: RefSeq, a predicted model, not a curated record